This is a messenger RNA of Octopus bimaculoides (California two-spot octopus), 2890 nucleotides long. RefSeq names its product protein mono-ADP-ribosyltransferase PARP16. The record is from RefSeq and is a predicted model, not a curated record. Lineage: Eukaryota; Metazoa; Mollusca; Cephalopoda; Octopoda; Octopodidae. Gene Ontology annotation, molecular function: NAD+ poly-ADP-ribosyltransferase activity.
UUCGUGCUAAUCUCCUCGGCUCGUGAUAAGCUCUAUCACUUGAACAUGUCGCCUUCUAUUAUUGUUACAUUCUCUUUUCUGGCCGUUUCCAACACUUUUUCUCUCUCUUUAUUUAAUGUACACGACAAGACAAACAUAAUUUAGACAUUCAUAUAUGUACGUCUUGACCCGAGUUUCAGUUUUAAUUUUUUAUUUUUAUAUUCUAUUUGCGUGUGUAUGAAUGAAAGUAUUGAGAAAGCAGCUGGAAAAUGAAGAAAGAAGAAUCGAAUCCUCCUCUACCCGACGGGAAACGAACUGUAUUAGAACGAGUGAACAGCGAUCCCGUCGCCUGUGAUCUGACCAUCAGUCUGUUUGUGGCUGCCGUCCAUAGUUAUCGUCAUGAUUCUGUCUUGAGACCGUUUCCUCCGGCAUUUAUCAAAGAAGGUUUCGAAAAAGACAAGAAGGCACUGGAACAAGCUGUAAAAGAUAUUCCUUCCAUGGCACAGCUGGAGCCAUCUUUUGACAGUCUACCAGAAUCAACAGUAAAUUUACUUAUGUGGCACUUCAACAAUAAAUACUUCACUCUUAAAACAAGAGACAAAAAUGAUUAUUACGACAUUUUGAGCCUGACCGAAAGCCGGGAACCUACAUCAGUGGAACCAAGUCACGUGUUUGAGGUACUUCCAAGUCAGCUCAGUCAAUCGAAGUUUGAGCAACUCCAACAAGGGAGACAAAUACUGUAUGCCUAUCAUGGUAGCCGGGUGGAAAACUUUUAUUCAAUCCUCCACACAGGAUUAGCUUCUCAUAUGAAUAAGAAUGGUAUAUUUGGAGAAGGUACUUACUUAUCAAGUGAGCUAUCUGUCUCUCUACACUACAGUCCUGCUGGUUUAGGCUGGUCAAAAAGCUGGCUGGGCAAUCGAUUGAGUUGUGUUGCUGUAUGUGAAAUUAUUGAUGACCCUUCUGUCAAAUGUCAACCUAAAGGAGACACUGAGUUGAAACGGUCACGUGCUCUGUUACCUAAUAGUAUUGCUGGUGAAGUACCAGAGAAAUACUAUGUAAUCAGAAAUAAUGAUGUAAUAAGAGUCAAAUAUCUGCUCGUCUAUGCUGAUAAACCAUCUAAUAACAAAUUACGGAAUCGUAUGUCAUGGUUCAGUCAACAUAAAUUUGCAUUACUAAUGGCAUUUUAUUUCCUACUCUUAGUAAUUAUUGGAUUGGCCAAUUCUAAACAAUUUAAACAAAAUGUAAAACGGUUGUUUAAGUCUUGAUUUUUUUUUUUUGUUAAUUUAGACUGAUGUAAUUAACAAAAGCAAAAACCAAAAAAACAAAAAAAACAAAAUGAAAGAAAAUGGGAAUCUGCAAUUCCAUGCUCUUGAUUUAUAUUAUCUGCUUGUUGCUAAACAACAUUGAGUUUAUACACCUUCCCAGACAAUGCUUUAUCAUAUGUUUUUACAAGAGAGAUAAGACAAACAUUUAGUCAUCUAUUAUGUGUAAGCAGACAACAUACUUAGUUUUGCUGAGACUAUUUGGGGUAAGGAAACACAUGUGACCAGAAACCAAACUGUCAUAAUUUCAAAAUCUCCUGGGACUCAAUUUCCAAUCAGACCUGGAGACUUUCAAAUUGUAAGUCUGGUUUUAACUCCCGACUGAUUUUAGCAGCAACAUCAAUAAUGUUUCCAUACACGUUUUCAUUGUAUGUGUAUUUAUGUCAUACGAUGUAUGGGUGAAAGGGAUAAACAUGAAGUUAUAUUUCUAUUUGUUCUAUGACUUUCAUUGUGGAUUAAAUAAAUAUUACAUACAAAGGGUGAGUCAGUCAUUUGCAAUGCACUUAUAAAAAAUUGUCGGCAAUGAUGAUUUUGUUUUUUUCUUUCAAGAAAGUGCCACCUUCAUUGCUAUAGUGAUUCUAAGUCAUUGGCAGAUUUCAAAAUUGAAUGCUUGUACAAUUGUGUGAGUUGUUUUGGAACCCAUCUUAACCCUUUAGCGUUCAGAUUACUCUGUCAAAUGUAAUGCUUAUUUAUUCACAUAGUUUGAAUUAAUCAUUAUCUUGUGGCUUUGAAAUUUCAAAGAUGUGAUUGUUUAUUUUUAGAAUGGCAUUGCAGAGUACAUAUGAGAGGCUGGAUAUGACCAGUUUGAACAUAAAACAGGUAGAAUAUUUUGGCCGGAUAUGGCCAGUUUAAAUACUAAAGGGUUAAAAUUUACUUGAAGCCAAAUUAGUUAUGGAGGAGUUCACAAGCAGAACAUAAUUUGAAUAUUAUUCCUCACUUCAUCAAGUCAUCCAAUCAUCUGUUUAACAGAACCAUGACAUGGAUAUGUUCAGUAUUACCAUCGACACAAAAUGUGGUUGGGCACCUGGUUACUUGAUAUGUGGCACUUGUGUGACCAUUUUUGAAACUUUUUCAAUGCAUUCAUCGACAAUCUGUAAUAGCAUGACCCUAUUCCCACACUUUACUGAAAGCCUUUGAUAGAUUUCAGCUCCUGAUACAUAUUCAACCCACAAGAAAUGGAUCACUGAACGUUGCUCUUCUUUACAGUAAACUAAAAGUGGUGCAGCUUUGGUUAACAUAACAAGAAAGACAACUAAAUUGAAAUUUCAAGUUCAAACCUGAAUUAUAGUGAUUAAAAGAUCACAACUAAUUUUCUCUCUGAAAUGAGAAACAUAAGAGCUUUGCAAACUAAUGAUUCACCUUCAUGUAUAUAUAUAUAUAUAUAUAUAUAUAUACACACUUACAUAUCUGACAUUAUUUACACAAUAUCAGUUUUGAUUUGUUACUAAGGAAUUCCUUAUACACACACACACAUAUAUAUAACUACCUGAUAGUUUUGAUUAGUAGAUGCAUUUUAUAUAUAUAAUAUAUAUAUGCUAAAAAGGCAAACCAGUGGAUUCAGACAGAAAUAAAAAGGUUUUUAAUUUAAA